Fimicolochytrium jonesii is the source of this 1078-nucleotide messenger RNA. Its product is annotated as short-chain dehydrogenase. Gene Ontology annotation, molecular function: oxidoreductase activity. Gene Ontology annotation, cellular component: membrane. The record is from RefSeq and is a predicted model, not a curated record. The coding region runs from base 170 to 961 and encodes 263 amino acids. Lineage: Eukaryota; Fungi; Chytridiomycota; Chytridiomycetes; Spizellomycetales; Powellomycetaceae. The transcript has 4 exons.
CCCAUGUUGUUCGGAGGUCCGAUGCUUGUUCGACUUCCAGCUUCUCGUUGAUAUAAAAGGCGGCACAUCGCUGGCCGUUGCCCUUGCUUCCCAUUCAUACUGCAACUCAUUUUACAACCCACAAAGCCUUGAUACACUCACAUCCAAACCGAUAAUUCCAUCAAACAAGAUGACUAACACGGCCGAAACCGCUAACUGGAACUGGGACUGUGUGCUCAUCACAGGCGGAGCCGGCGGGCUCGGCAGAGCCUUUGCGGAGCUGUUCGUUAAGCGGGGAAAGAAAGUCAUCAUUGCCGGAAGGACCGAAUCCAAGUUGAAGCAGACGUUCUCGGAAGUCCCGGGUCUGCAUGGCUACCUCGUCGUUGAUGUCGCUGAUGUGAAGAGCUUGCCGGCGUUUGCAAAGGCAGCGGUGGAGAAGUACCCCGAGAUUGAUUGCAUCGUGGCCAACGCCGGAAUACAAAAGCCCAUCGCGAUCACAAAGCUCACGCCCGACGAGAUCCUAACCGCCGCAGACGCCGAAAUCGACGUCAACAUCCGCGGCGUCCUGCACUUCGUGCACCACUUCCUCCCGCACCUGCUCACCAAGCCCCGAGCGGCCAUCUUCGCCGUCGGGUCAGGAAUCUCGUUCGCCCCCGCCGCGUUCGUCCCGGUCUACUGUGCCACCAAGGCGUUCAUCCACAGUUGGAUGCAGAGCUUGAGGCAUCAGCUGCUGGGCAAGGUGCGCGUGGUGGAGAUCGUGCCGCCAUUGGUGGACUCGGAUUUGCAUAGGGACCACCCCGACCCCAAAGCGUACUCAACGGCGAAGAAUCCCUACGCCCUCCCCAUCGACAAGUUCAUUGCUCAAAUCACGGAGGACAUGGACGCAGGGAAGGACGCCGUCGCUGCCGGGCACGCUCGGGAGCAUGUCGCCAAAUAUGAUAAGGUGUUUGGACCUACGUUCAAGACGCUCAAUAGCCAUUGAUUUGUGUCGUUGUAUACUCCCAUUUUGCAUAUGAUACUAUAUAUCGUGCCGUUCAAUUUCAGCUAGGCUUGUUUACGUGUUCCGCAGUGCUUUUCAUCGCUGCAAUCCGAGAUAUGG